Molecule: messenger RNA, 2002 nt
Organism: Misgurnus anguillicaudatus (oriental weatherfish)
Lineage: Eukaryota; Metazoa; Chordata; Actinopteri; Cypriniformes; Cobitidae
Gene: hmg20a
Product: high mobility group 20A
Biological process (GO): regulation of gene expression
Cellular component (GO): nucleus
Source: RefSeq, a predicted model, not a curated record
GAGUCCUCGCGCUUCCGGUCGCGGCGUGAUGACGUCACUCGGGUCGCUGCAUUGUUUUGACUCGGAAAUUUUUCUCUGUUUCAUUUUCCACAAAACGCGUUAAAACGCAAAUAAACACGCGAUUUUACAUCAGACUUCAGCUUCGGAUUACCAGUCAGGUCAGAGGUCAUGGAGGAGCAGAGUGGGUCACCCGGGGUCAACACGGACAACAGCAGCCAACGCAACGGAGAUGAGAAAUCUCGCAGGAGCAGCUGGACCAAAGGCAGGAGAAGGAAGAAGCCGCUGAAAGACAGUAACGCCCCCAAAGCCCCGUUAACAGGAUAUGUUCGGUUCAUGAACGAGCGCCGGGAGCAACUGAGGGCAGAAAGGCCGGACAUGCCGUUCCCAGAGAUCACCAGGAUGCUCGGGAACGAGUGGAGCAAACUGCCAGCAGAGGAAAAACAGCGGUACCUGGAUGAAGCAGAUAGAGAUAAGGAGCGUUACAUGAAAGAGCUGGAACAAUAUCAGAAGACUGAGGCCUACAAACACUUCAGCAGAAAAGUGCAAGAGAAACAAAAAGGAAAGAGACACAGAGGAGACACUGGAAGACAGGCAACUGGUGAAUCCCUUCAUGAGAAGGAUCUAGAGAUAAAGGAUCGCUCUGUGUUUGAUAUUCCCAUUUUCACCGAAGAGUUUCUGAACCACAGUAAAGCACGUGAGGCUGAACUGCGGCAGCUCAGAAAGACAAACAUGGAAUAUGAGGAGCGUAACGCGGCGCUGCAGAAGCACGUGGAGAGCAUGCGCUCGGCCGUGGACCGUCUGGAAGGAGACGUGCUGCAGGAACGCACGCGCAACAGUCUGCUGCAACAGCACCUGGAGAUGCUGCGCUCAGCUCUUACACACAGCUUCUCUACUGUCCCUCUGCCCGGCAGUGGAGAGACACCCACACUGGACUCCAUCGACUCCUACAUGAAGAGGCUUCACAGCAUCAUUCUGUCCAACCCACAGGAGCACCAGCACCUGAUCAACACCGUCAGGGAUGUAGUCAACCGCCUUGACAGGUAAUCGGGAAGCCCCGCCCAUCACGCAGUAGCCCAGUAGUGACCAAGUUUUGUGUCGAGCGGUUGUUUCCUAUUAUUUAUUUUUUUACGAUGAUGUUUUUAUCUGCUUAUUUGUAUUUUUAUUUUUUUUAUUAAGCAUUUGACAUUUGCCAUGCAUUUCUGCCAUGUUAAAUAAAUAGUUAGCCCUAGAUUGAAAAUCAGCCCAUAUUUUAUUCACCCCCAACAAGCCAUCCUAGGUGUAUAUGACUUGUUUUUUUCAGACGAACACAAUCGGAGUUAUAUUAAAUAAUACACUUGCUCUUCCUAGCUUUUAAUGGCAUUGAAUAGUGGCCUUUUUUAUAAAGCCCAUUCAUCAUCACAAAGACGAAUCCUUACGACUCCGGUGGGUCAAUAUAUGUCUUAAAGCAAAACGAUUUGUAAGAAAGCAUUUUUAAGCAUAUUUAUCGAUCGAUGCUUAAGACGAUUGGUUCUCAACAUUUUUUGAUUUAGAUACGUUUACACAUAAACGUGACGUAUCGAUUGCUAAAUACACUCAAAAUAUGAACCAUUUCAUAUAUUAACCCACUGGAGUCGUAUGGAUUCCUUUUUCUGGGCUUCAAAAAAUGCAGACUAUUCCCACUACAAAGCCGGGAAGAACCAGGAUACUCCGAUAGUGUUCGUCUGAAAGAAAAGUUUUAGUAAAAUAUGGGCUAAUUUUCAAACUGAGGCGAACUAUUUUAAGGUUGGUGAAACAGAUUAACCACACCUGUUAAUUUGUAGGGUCUUCUGCAUGCAACCAUGUCUGUGUAUUAUUUUAAGGUGAAUUUUAUACUUGUAAUUUCUUUCAUGUUGUGUAAACGAGAUAUUGUACUGGUGUAUGCUUCAUCUGUAGCUGGUGUCUUUUGCAGUCGUUGUCAUUUUGAAGCUAAUUUCCAAUACUUGACAUUUGAAGAAUUCAAUAAAGCUCAUUUGCAGCAGAUGUA